Megalopta genalis is the source of this 5617-nucleotide messenger RNA. RefSeq names its product RecQ4 helicase (gene RecQ4). NCBI's taxonomy places the organism in Eukaryota, Metazoa, Arthropoda, Insecta, Hymenoptera, Halictidae. Gene Ontology annotation, cellular component: cytoplasm; chromosome; nucleus. Gene Ontology annotation, molecular function: zinc ion binding; 3'-5' DNA helicase activity; nucleic acid binding. The record is from RefSeq and is a predicted model, not a curated record. Gene Ontology annotation, biological process: double-strand break repair via homologous recombination.
AAUGUCAUUUAUAAUGACUCACUAUGUAUGUAUCGUGAAUCGCACAAGUGUUUUUAAUUAUAAGUGGAUUGUUUUAUUAUUUGAUUCAUCAGUUUUAAUAUAAACGUUUAAUGUAUUCUAAGAAGAAAGUUAUACUGGAUUUUUUUUCAAAACUGUUCACAUCUGUUAGGGGAACAGUCAAGUCAACUGUCAUGCGCAUUGUAUACUAUACAAUCGUAUCUCUCUCCAUUCACUGAGUAUAUUUCACGCUUCGUGCGGGAUAGCGCGGGAUGUUCCGCAGAAUUUAGGGUGUCGCGCGACCUAACCUUCAAUAUAUUACAAUUUAUCUUUGUUAAAGUAUAUUUUUCCAGACUUUUUAUUUUAUUUUAUACACAAACAUGAAUAUACUUGAGGAUCCUGUUUUUAAAACAAACUACCAAAAAUACAAGGUUCGCGUCAAAUUAUGGGAAAGUCGCUUUACGGAAAAACAUGGACGUAAACCAAACAAGAAUGAUAUAAAGGAGGCCGAUAUUAAAAUAAAAGAAGCAUACAAGAUGUACUGGAAACUAAAAACACGUGCCUUAGAGGAAACGCUUAUAGAUAUUACAUUUUCAGACGAAGUACAAGAUGUUAUUUCUAAUGAAACCAUAACGCAGAUAUCUGACAAUGAAAAGAUUGAAAAUAAAAUAUCAAUGCAUGACAAUAAGAAUAAUAUUGGCGAUAUAGUUGAGAAAAGCAUUGAAAAUAUGGAUAAUCCUAAAGAGGAAAUAGAAACUGUAGAAAAAACUAACAUCGUAAGUACUGAUACAAUAGAUAUAAAAGACGAUAAUAUUAAAGAAAGUAUAGAAGAGAAGAAUGUUGAUGACACAGGAACAACAGAUGCAGAUAAUAUAGUUAAGGAAACUAUCACAGACACAGGAACAAAAGAUACAGAAAAUAUAGAUCCGUGUUAUAAUAAAAAUCACUCUACCGUUUAUGAUUCCACACAAGAAGAAACAGAUUUGAAAAAUGUGAAAGAUGUGUGGGGCGACCAUUUGAGUAAAAGCAACGAACAAGUGCCUAAGAAAAGACAGUCUCUAAUUAUAAACAGAUCAUCUUCCUUUCAACUAUCGCAGAAUAAAUUUCAAGGUUCGAACUUCACAAAAAGAAAUCCGAGAAAGUCUUUAUCCAUGGCAAAGUUAAAAGCCAAGCCUGAAAAAAGCUUUGAUUCUGCUGCAAGUAGUAAUAACGAACAAAUCACAAGCACAGAUACAAAUAGUAAUGAUGGAUUUGACAUCCCUGAGGAGAUGCAAAGCAUAUUUGGAAAUUCAAUGAAAGUUACUCUAAUCGAAGACAAACCAACAACUCAAUCUAUCAGCACGGUACAGAAAUUAAUCGAAGGUCAUACAGUUAACAGAAAUUUGAAUUCAGGUUGGUUGGAUAGAUGUGCCAAGCAGAAUAAUUUAGAAUAUUCAACGUUAAAUUUGCAAAGACUUUCGGGUACCAAUGAUUCGGGAAUCGAAUUAAUGGAAUCCAGCAUUCCAUCACCUAAAGAAUAUAUACAAGCACCUACGACCGUACAAAUGUCCGACGAAGAAGAUUUUGUUUGCAACAGCGACUCAGAAGAAGAACGUAAAAAACGUAUUAGAAAUAUUAAAAAAAGAUUAAGCGACCAAGAUAAUCGUCCUGCUAAAAGGAUGUGCGCAGAUAAUAACAUCGGUGUCUGUAUUAUUAUGCAUGAGAAUGGCAAUAUUAUUACACCACUAAAUAGAGAAAAAGCCUGCACCGAUUAUAGCGUUUCCACGAUCCCCGGAAUUAAAAAUAAUAAUACGAGCGAUAAAGAAACAAGUAAAACUACUAGCAAUGAGGAGGACAAAAACAAAAUCAACAAUACGCUACAUAAUGUAAAUACAAAAGCAGAAACAAGUAAUGAAGAUGUAGAUGAAAUGUCAAACAAAAAACAAUUGCCUCGCCGCAAAGUUACUAGGAGGAAAAUUGGAAAUGUUCUAUCGGACGAUGAAGAUGUUGAUCCUGAUUUCAAUGAAAACGAUAUAAACAAAGAUAGAAAGAAGAGUACAAAGAAGAAAGAUUCGACUAAAACCCAAGCAAGUGCUACUAGUAAAAGAAACACUACAAAUGGAACGAAUAUCAAAAAAGAGAAGAAAAGUUCUACAGGAACGAAUAUAAAAAAAGAGAGGAAAAUUACUCCGGGAACGAAUAUCAAAAAAGAGAAUAAAAGUACUCUGGGAACGAAUAUCAAAAGAGAGAAGAAAAGUACUACAGGAACAAAAAGAUCUUCUAGAAGGAAGAAAAAUGUACAGAAUGAAGAUGAUUUGGAUGAACAGUUUGUACAAUCUGAAACAGAAAAUGCAGAAGAGAGACAGCCCACGAUAUACGCGAUAGAAACUUUAAAAGCUGUUCCACGUUUCGUCAUUAAUAAAAAUGGUCAAGGAGAUCUCAUCGAGCUAUGCACCAAGUCAGUAUCUUCUAAUGCUGACAACGUAUCCAUUGAUCCCGCUGUGUCCACGGAAAUAAUUAAAUCAAAAUCAAACUUAACAGAUAAAGAAAAAUUAGAGAAAAAGAUGGCCGAUGGAAAGAUAAACGAAAAUUUUGUCAGAAUAAAUUUGAAAAAGAAAGUGUUUGUGCGCGGUAAGAAAAAUUUUAAUUUUUCCAAAUACAAGAAAAAUCAAUGGAAACAACGAAAAAAGGAGUUAGGAUCUAGCGAGGGUAGUUUGGAUGUGGCAGAUUUCCUCGAGAAACAGAAAAUCGCGACUUGCUUUCAUUGCGGCGACGUUGGUCAUUUUGCGAGACUAUGUCCAAACAAGAAAGGAGAUGAGCUGGUACCUUUGGACAUGGUAGAUGAAAGUUCGGAAUUCCCAACUCUGGAAGAGGCGGAACAAAUGGCUAGUCAAAACGCAGUUGUGGCACACGCUCAUAGAAUCAGUUCAUUGCCGCAAAAGCCGGCUUACUCUUCCAAGACAGAGGAUGAGUUGGUCAAAGAUGAAACGGAGAAUAUCAACAGUUCCCUUGAAGAUUUAUGGGAACCUAUCGAGGACGAGGAUCUUCUGUGCAGCCACAAAAUUCCCGAAGACUUAAUAUCCAAAUUAUUACCACCCGAGUUCGAUACUAUACGGCCUUUGUACGACACCAAAGAAGAUCAAUCGUGCAUAGAAACACCAGCCGAAGUUUUCGAAACAUUGCGGCGAUUUGGACACGAGAACUUCAGGCCUGGACAAGAGAAAGCUGUGAUGAGGAUACUAUCUGGUCAAUCGACAUUAGUUACCCUGUCCACUGGCUCUGGCAAAUCUUUGUGUUACCAACUACCCGCGUACCUUUAUGCGAAACAUUCGAAAUGCAUCACUCUAGUGAUAUCACCGCUGGUAUCUUUGAUGGACGACCAAGUGACAGGCAUUCCAGAAUUUCUAAACGCGGCGUGCUUGCACACUGGUCAAACGCAAAAAGUGCGGGAUAAUAUUAUGCAAAUGGUGAAAAAAGGUAAAAUCGAUAUCCUGCUGAUUUCUCCAGAAGCUGCUGUCGCCGGCGAGAAAUCCACUGGAUUCGGAGCUCUGCUCAGGCAGCUUCCACCAAUCGCUUUUGCCUGCAUAGACGAGGCUCAUUGUAUCUCGCAGUGGUCGCACAAUUUCCGUCCAUCUUAUCUCAUGGUUUGUCGAGUGCUCAAAGAGAAAUUAGGGGUCAGAACGGUGUUGGCUCUGACUGCCACAGCAACGAAAACAACGGCCGAAAGUAUAGUAAGUCAUCUGAACGUACAUGAUGGAUUGAAUGGCAUCAUCUCCGAUAUUCCAAUGCCACGGAACCUGUUGCUAUCAGUCUCCAGGGACGAGUUCAGAGAUCAGGCUCUAAUCAAAUUAUUGCUGAGCGACAGAUUGAUGGAGUGCGACUCUAUCAUAGUUUACUGUACUCGCAGAGAAGAGUGCACGAGAAUCGCUGGCCUUGUAAGGGUACACUUGCAGGAUCCACGCAAUCCCGACAAGCCCAAUAGCAAAGUAUCUUCGUUGGCGGAACCGUAUCACGCCGGUUUAUCAGCCUAUCGUCGGAAAACCGUGCAAAAUGCAUUCAUGAGCGGUCAAACCAGAAUCAUUGUGGCUACCGUUGCCUUUGGUAUGGGUCUUAACAAGUCAGACAUUCGCGCCGUUAUACAUUAUAACAUGCCCGGAACCUUCGAAAGCUACGUCCAGGAAGUCGGAAGAGCCGGUCGAGACGGGCUCCUGGCGCACUGUCAUUUGUUCUUGAAUCCUAAAGAAGACAAUGACAAAUGGGAGUUGCGUCGUCAUAUCUACGCGAAUGGAGUCGAUAGGCACACAAUCAGACGAUUACUUCAGAAAGUUUUUGUUCCGUGUUCGUGCGCAAAACUGUGCGAGAAAAAUGCCGAUCGAAGAUGUCCCGGACACGAGGUUGCUAUACCAGUGGAGGAAACCGUCGCAGCUUUGGAUAUUACAGAAGAGUCGAUUUCGACCCUUCUAUGCUACCUCCAACUGCACCCGAAAAGGUUUAUCACCGUUCUCUCGUCCGUCUACGUAAGAGCUAGGGUAUCUAGCUACGGUGGCCCGCAAGCUCUAAAACAGGCAGCACAAUCGUCGCCGCCGCUUGCAAUGGCGAUUGCUUUAGAUUUGCAAAAAGGUAUAUCCCACGAGGACAGCAGCCUUAUCCAAUUUCCAGUCGUAGACGUUGCAUCGGCUAUUGGCUGGGAUAGCGGAGUUGUAAAGAGCCAUCUUAAAAACCUGGAGUGGAAGACAGUUAACGGGCAAUCCAAGCGUUCAUCGAUUUCGGUGAAGUACGACAAGCUAGGAUUAAGAGUGAGAGCUCCUGGCGAUCUCACGGAAGAGGAACUGGAUGAAGCACUGGAUGCAUUGGUUAACCGUGCGCAAUUCCAAGAAAUCUCGGCUUUGCAACAACUCGAGACAAUUAGCGCGACAGUGCAUAAGUUUAGCAUGCCAUCGGUGACUCAGUGCUUGACCACAAACGAAGACAUGACUAGCAAAUCCGAAGAUAUGAAGAGCGUUAUUAGAAAAUACUUUGCCGGAGAAGUACUUCUGAAUUUCGAUCCAAAGCAACAAGUGAAAAUACACAACGAGACGGAGGUGGUCGGUGAUAUUCGAAACUUAAUUGUAAGCUAUCGAGAUACUAAUUUCAAUGGCCGCGCGGUCGCUCGAAUCUUUCACGGUAUACAGAGUCCGAAUUAUCCUGCAUACAUUUGGAAUAAAUGCCGCUUUUGGAGAUCUCAUCUUUCCUGUAACUUCAAUGCUCUGUGUCAAUUGGCAACUAGAGAAAUUUUAGCAUUGCGUUAGUAAAACACAUGUUGGAACAAUUGUAAUUUAUUUCUGUAGGACUGUUAGCUUGAUCUCGAAUCGUCAAAGAAACUAUUCUUUACGGAUGAUUCUGGAGACAUAUUAUAGGAUAAGUCAAUUGUAUAAUAGAUUUUCUAAUCGUUUUCAACGGGUGCUGGACCGAGUAAUUUUAUUUAGAUAAAAACAAAAAGAAAGGAAUAUCGAUUAUUAAAGAUUGUAUAUCGCUUUAUUGCUUCGAUAACGAGUGACAAAGUUAUUGAUAUAAGUUGUGAUAUGCGAAAUAUUUACUUACAAGUGCCUUAAUAAAGUAACUUAUUUUUUACAUUUAUGAAAUAAAGUUUAAUAUGAACGGU